CAUCGUGAGAAGAAAAUCGAGAAAAACAGAGCGGCAUUCUUACUUCAAACUGUCAAAGUUCAAGAAAAGUGUGUAAGCUGCCAUCUGAAAAAACUUCGUGGUUUUGCGGCUGAUAAUUUUAUCAGUUAAAAGCUGUUAUACUGCCUACAAAUUUAUCAAAUACGCAAAGACAUUCUCACAGAUUUGAACAUGGCUUUCAUUGAUCUCUCCGGUGAUGGUGGUGUCCAGAAGCAGAUUCUACUCGAAGGAUCCGGUGAAGAAACACCGUCCAAUGGGUGCAACGUUUCAUUGCAUUAUACUGGCACGCUGGACUCGGAUGGGAAACAGUUUGACUCGAGCCGGGAACGCAAUGAGCCCUUCGAGUUCAAGCUUGGACAGGGAUCAGUCAUUAAAGCCUUUGAUAUGGGAGUGGCCACGAUGCGACUUGGAGAGAAGUGCAUUCUGAAGUGUGCACCGGAUUAUGCUUACGGAGCAUCCGGAAGUCCUCCAAACAUUCCACCGAACUCGACGUUAAAUUUUGAACUGGAAAUGCUUGGGUGGAAGGGUGAAGACUUGAGUCCGAAAUCGGACCAAAGCAUUGAACGUUUCGUUCUGAAGGCUGGUGAAGGUAAAAAGACACCCAAUGAUGGUGGGAUGGUUAAAAUUCAUCUAGUUGGUCGCUAUGACGGACGUAUAUUCGAGGAACGAGAUGUAGAAUUUACGAUUGGCGAGGGGGAAGAAAGCGGCAUUGUUGCCGGGGUAGAGAUAGCCUUGGAAAAAUUUCGCAAAGCAGAAACUUCCAAGCUGAUCAUAAAACCGCAGUAUGCCUUUGGAGUCAAUGGAAAACCUGAGCUUGGUGUGCCUCCCAAUAGCACCGUUGAAUAUGUGGUUACGCUCAUUGAGUUCGAACGAGAGCCAGACAGUUGGAAACUAGAUGACAUACAACGAAUGGAACAGGCCAAAAUGUUCAAGGAAAAGGGUACGGUCUAUUUCAAGGAUAGUAAGUUUAAGCUGGCUCUUAAGAUGUACGAAAAAGCAUUGGGUUUCCUUACUAGUAGUGACACUCAGGAAUCGAAACAGUUUCAACUUCUGAUUCAUCUGAACAAAGCUUUGUGCCAUCAAAAGUUAGAAGACCAUGACGAAGCCAAAGCUGCGUGCAACGAAGCUUUGAAUAUCGACAGCAAAAACGUCAAAGCAUUAUACCGUCGCGGGCAGUCCAAAUUGGCGUUGGGUGAUUUUGAAAAGGCCUUCGAUGACUUCAAUGCCGUUCGAGAGAUUGAGCCAGAAAACAAAGCCGCUCAAAAUCAGGUGGCGAUUUGUAAACAAAAAAUCAAAGAUUACAAUGAUCAACAGAAGAAAGUAUUUGCAAACAUGUUCACAAAGUUUGCCAAAAGUGAUAAACAGCGAGAGGAAGAGGAACAAAGCAGACAACCGGAUGUUAUGAAGCAAAAUUUCGGAGAAUGGCGCGAUGACGAACGUGAACACGAACCGACCAGAUUCGAACAGGAAAACCCAGAUGUCAUUAUGUUGAACGAAUCGCUUAAGGAUUUCAGAAACAUGUAAAAACAGUAACUAUCCAACCUCACCUUCCCAUUCCUUUAUUGAGGCCAUCGAUUUUCAGUGAACUUACGCGAUGUACGCGAAAACAUUUCUUAAUUUUAAAUUUGGUACAUUAACAGAAUGCUUCUGGUCAGCAAAUAAUACACAGUAGUACGAAUAGCA
Messenger RNA from Malaya genurostris, 1701 nucleotides. RefSeq names its product FK506-binding protein 59 (gene Fkbp59). The record is from RefSeq and is a predicted model, not a curated record. Gene Ontology annotation, molecular function: peptidyl-prolyl cis-trans isomerase activity; protein binding. Bases 190 to 1542 code for a protein of 450 amino acids. Lineage: Eukaryota; Metazoa; Arthropoda; Insecta; Diptera; Culicidae. The transcript is spliced from 5 exons.